This is a messenger RNA of Zea mays, 889 nucleotides long. RefSeq lists its product as uncharacterized. The record is from RefSeq and is marked validated. NCBI's taxonomy places the organism in Eukaryota, Viridiplantae, Streptophyta, Magnoliopsida, Poales, Poaceae.
GAAGCAGACGUUGGUUCUACUGGUGUACAGACCGCGUGUGCGUGUGGCCUGCGGCCUGCCUCUCUUGUCCGCCGGCCCUCUUCCAUGGCGGCCGCCGGGGCGUCGAGGAGCGCGGAGGAGGGCAAGAGCGACCAAACGAGGCCCCUCGCGCUGCCUUCCCCAACAGUCUACCCGGCGCCGUCGGCCAGCGACGCCGCCGCCAGGGCCAGGUGGCGGUCCACGCAGUACCUCCGCAAGCGCCGGUGCGCGCUCUGCUGCGGCGGCUGCUGCGUGAGCGCCAUCGUGGUCGUCGGCGUCAUCAUCCUGGCGCUGGCGCUCACCGUGUUCAGGGUCAAGCAGCCGCGCCUGGCCGUCAACAACGUCUGGCUCACGGCCAUCAGCGCCGGGCCCGGGACGGGGCCGGGGGCCGCCGCCCCCGUGGCCGCCAACGCCACGCUCACCGCCGACGUCUCCGUGGACAACCCCAACGCCGCGGCGUUCAGGUUCUCGCGGACCGAGACGGACGUCUACUACGAGGGCCGGACGGUGAGCGUGGCGUACGCGCCCGCCGGCCGCGUCGGCGCGCGCGGGAGCGUCCGGAUGAACGUCACGGUCGACCUCCUCGCCGACCGCCUCGCGCGCGCCGUCAACGGCACCGGCCUCGUGUUCGGCCAGGAGUACCAACUCCACACCUACACGGCGAUCAACGGCACGGUCAAUGUGCUGGGGAUCGUCAAGAAGCACAUCCAGAUCAGGCUCAACUGCUCCACCGUCAUCCAGGUUGGGGGAGCGGCUGCCGCGCUGGAGUACGGGGCUGCGUCCACAGUGCAGAGCAAGGGCGUCGAUUGUUUAGCAGAUGUCACCCUGUGAGUUGUGACUGUGAGUGAGUAGGUUCAAGAGUGGCGAGCAG